Echinococcus granulosus is the source of this 534-nucleotide messenger RNA. RefSeq names its product Peptide methionine sulfoxide reductase msrA. The record is from RefSeq and is a predicted model, not a curated record. Gene Ontology annotation, biological process: cellular response to oxidative stress. The transcript is spliced from 4 exons. Gene Ontology annotation, molecular function: peptide-methionine (S)-S-oxide reductase activity. NCBI's taxonomy places the organism in Eukaryota, Metazoa, Platyhelminthes, Cestoda, Cyclophyllidea, Taeniidae. Gene Ontology annotation, cellular component: cytoplasm. The coding region runs from base 1 to 534 and encodes 177 amino acids.
AUGGUUGUUUCCCGGCGGAAGUUUUGGCAUUUGGACGGGCAAUUGUUUCCACCCUUUCCUGAAGGCUACCUCAGUGUUAUGUUUGGAAUGGGCUGUUUUUGGGGCGCCGAACGGUUAUUUUGGAUGAUGCCUGGCGUUUAUUCCACACAGGAUGUCUGCACCAAGGAAACAGGUCAUGCCGAGGUCGUACGAGUUAUCUACAACCCGCAACUGACUCAUUUCAAUGAUUUGCUAAAGGCCUUUUGGGAGUCCCAUGAUCCCACCAUGGGGAAUCGUCAGGGUAACGAUAUUGGGACGCAGUACAGGUCGGUGAUUUUCGUCUCCACCGAGGACCAGCUGAAGUCUGCACUGGCAUCGCGUGACGUCUUUCAGAGGGCUUUGGGCGCUUCGCGACCCAUCACUACGGAGAUUAGACUGCUUACUGAAUUCUUCUACGCGGAGCCCUAUCAUCAACAGUAUCUGCAUAAAAAUCCUAAUGGGUAUUGUGGCCUACGCGGCACUGGUAUCACAUGUCCCCUUGCUGAGCAACCUUAG